Messenger RNA from Hemiscyllium ocellatum (epaulette shark), 4012 nucleotides. Its product is annotated as semaphorin-3D-like. The record is from RefSeq and is a predicted model, not a curated record. Gene Ontology annotation, molecular function: chemorepellent activity; semaphorin receptor binding. Gene Ontology annotation, biological process: negative regulation of axon extension involved in axon guidance; negative chemotaxis; neural crest cell migration. Lineage: Eukaryota; Metazoa; Chordata; Chondrichthyes; Orectolobiformes; Hemiscylliidae. The transcript is spliced from 17 exons. The coding region runs from base 63 to 2345 and encodes 760 amino acids.
AUGGACCUUGCUGAGAUACAGAGGGAUUGAGUUGUGCUGGUGGCUGUCUGUAGACUUAUAACAUGGAGUGCAAAUCCCUAAUCAGAGAAAGGGAGUGCAGAAGUAAGUUUGCUUCUGCACAGUUUACUGCAAUGUGCUGCUGUGUUCUUAUCAUUUUUCUUUUACCAGUGAGUGAAGCCUGGAAACAAAGUAAACCACGCCUGACAUUCUCAUAUCAAGAUUUGCUGAUGAACAGCAGUUGUAACCCAUUCCAAGGUUCAGCAGAGAGUUCCAGUUUCCAGUCAAUACUAGUAGACGAAGAAAGAGGAAAACUUUUUGUUGGAGCGAAAGAUCUGAUUUUUGUUUUAAAUCUGGAAAAUUUGAACAAGGAACCGAAAAAGAUUUAUUGGCCUGCAGCUAAUGAGAGAGUGGAUUGGUGCAAACAGACUGGGAAAAAAGCAACAGAAUGUGCAAAUUUCAUCCGUCUGCUUCACCAUUUCAAUAAGACACAUGUCUACACAUGUGGUACAGGAGCUUUCCACCCUGUAUGUGGAUAUAUUGACCUGGGACCCCCUACGGAGGACCUUUCAUUGAAGCUUGACCUUAGAAGUCUGGAGCCUGGAACACUGAAAUGUCCUUAUGACCCCAUUCAACCCUUUGCAUCAGCUCUCGUAGAUGAAUAUCUCUACGCUGGGACAUCUUCUGACUUUCUUGGAAGAGACACUGCUCUAUUUCGCUCCCCAAUCCAUCAUCGAGAAAAUCAAUAUAUCCGCACAGAACACAACAAUCCCCUUUGGCUAAGUGACCCCAAGUUUAUCGGAAUGUACCCCAUCUCUGACACCUCCAAUGAAGAUGAUGAUAAAAUAUAUAUAUUUUUAAGAGAAACGGCAUUGGAUACUACAAGCACUGAGAAGGCCAUUUACUCGAGAGUAGCAAGAGUUUGUAAGAAAGAUGUUGGAGGUCAGCGGAGUUUGAUCAACAAGUGGACCACAUUUCUGAAAGCUCGUCUGAUUUGCUCAGUCCCAGGGCCUGAAGGUUAUCAGACAUAUUUUGAUGAGCUGCAGGAUGUUUUUCUGUACAACUCAAAUGAUGACAAAUUUCCUGUGAUUUAUGGAGUCUUCACAUCCUCCAGUUCUGUUUUCAGUGGCUCAGCAGUUUGUGCAUACAGCAUGGCUGAAAUUCGUUCUGUAUUUAAUGGACCUUUCACACACAAAGAGAGCCCAGACCGCCACUGGGUAGAAUAUCAGGGGAAGAUUCCUUAUCCAAGACCUGGAACAUGUCCCAGUAAAGCAUUUGACUCCACAAUCCAGACAACCAAGGAUUUCUCAGAUGAUGUCGUCAGUUUCAUUAAGAAUCAUCCAAUGAUGUACAAGGCUGUGUAUCCAAUAAACAAGAGGCCUAUUUUCAUUCAAGUGAAUGUUGGUUACAGAAUUACACAGAUUGUUGUCGACCGUGUUACUGCCAAGGAUGGCCAAUAUGCAGUCCUGUUUUUGGGUACAAAUGUUGGAACAGUCAUAAAAGCAUUGAGUGUUACCAAGGAUAAUUUGAAUGCUGAAGAAGUUUUACUGGAGGAAUUGCAAGUAUUUGAGGCAUCAACUCCAGUAUUAACAAUGGAAAUAUCUUCAAAACAGAAACAGAUUUAUGUUGGAUCAAAGGAUAGCGUGGUGCAGCUUGCUCUGCAGAGGUGUGGGGCGUAUGGUACAGCUUGCUCAGAAUGCUGCCUUGCUAGAGAUCCCUACUGUGCAUGGGAUGGGAAUUCAUGUUGCAGAUACGUGCCAGCACCAAAAAGACAGAUCAGACGCCAAGAUGUAAAGUAUGGAGACCCGAUAAUUCAGUGUUGGGAUCAGGACGACUAUGCAAAGCAUGUGCUAACCGAAAAGAAGUUAAUUUUUGGAGUGCAAUACAAUUCAACAUUCCUGGAAUGCAGUCCAAGGUCACAGCAAACAUCAGUCAUUUGGUCUGUUCAGCGAUCACUCAAUGGCCAACAGGAGGAGAUAAAAUAUGGUUCCAGAAUAAUCAAAACAAGGCUUGGUCUACUGAUACGUCACUUGCAGGAAGAUGACGCUGGGAUUUAUUAUUGCAGAGCUGUGGAAAAUACAUUCACACAUAUCAUUACAAAAUUCCAUCUUAAAAUUAUACUGAGUGACUUCAAGGCAACACCAAUGAAAGCAGGGUACAACGAAGGAAAGAGUAGAGAUAGUCGGAACAGGACCAGACUCCGUUACAAGGAUUUUCUGCAGCUCCUGAACAAACCAGGCAUUACUGUGAAUGAGUACUGCCAGCAAAUCUGGCGUAAUGGAAAGAGAGGACAAAAUAGUAAAACUUCAGCAAAGUGGAAAAUUGCACCAGAGUUUAAACGGUAUUAGACUUUGGGCAGUGUACAAUACAUUGUGGUGCUCCUUUGAGGAAAUAUAGUUACAAAAUUUAUUCACUGGACUUUUGUGUCAGAGUAUUGGCUGAAUAAAUCUAACUCUCUGGUGUGAAGACUGUAUGGAUAAAAUGGAAUCUGGUCGUAAAAACUAAAAAAAUGUAAUGUGAAGAAUGAGUGUAUCUGGAUGUAUUCUAAUCAUUAGAAGUACGAAUUUCUUAAAGGCACAGUUUGCUUUAAAAGCAAAUAUUAUUAUAUAGGCAUUUUUUUCAUUAGUUUGGGACAAAAAUAUUAACGGGUUCUUAUAGCUUUCAAAAGCUCAGUAAAUUAAUCUUUUUGUGGCAGUGUGGAUUGAAUUUCUGCCCUAAACGCCCAAUCACAGAGUUAUCAACAAUUUGACAAGUUAACCAAGUGUGCUGAUUCACAUUUCCUCAUUAUGAUUUGCAUCAAAAGGAUUGUGAAGGAACAUCCUCUGCAGUUUACGUCAUGAGCAGUUGUCCAAAAACUACUUGCAGCCUUUAGAGGGGAUCUGGUUCUAUAGGGUCUGUUUCUAUACUGUAUGAUUCUAUGAUAAGUUGUCAAUUACCUGUCAAGCACUCAAGACACUCUUUGCGAAGGAGUACUGUGAGCAAUAGCCUCUCACCUGGCCGUCUCAAUAGCUCCUCAUUUCAGUGAUCAAUGGCUUCUCAGUCCCCUGUAAUUUUCACCAAAGUGGCACUCCCUGCUGUGCAUUUGGUUUGGUGACUCUGAUGAGUUGUUAACUGCUCAGGAAAUAGGUCAAUUUGAUUUUAAAGCAGAAUCCUUGGUUAAAACACAAAUUACUGAGGUAUUUGAAUAUUUAAGUGAGUUACCCAACCAUUGUGCAUGGAAAUUCUCUGCCAUUUGCAGCCCAGUCCAGGUGAAGCCUAGAAUUGGGAGGGGAACCUGGCCCAAUGUCACUUUCAGAAGUCACAUCCCGACCACCUCGCCUUGUCUAGAAAAGUUCAAUUAUAAAAAUUAGAUAGAAAUCACACAUAGAAAGCAAAAGCAAAUAUUUGCAUAGGUGACAAGAAAGAGAUAAAAGAAGCACGAGAAGUACAUCAUCAACACUAAUUACUAUCUGCAGAAAUGAGAUUCCAAGUUAUUAAAAUCAAGCUUUUAGAGUCAGCAAGGCUGUUCGGCAGAAAUUAUCACUUAUUAAACCAUUAAAAAUAUACAUACACCUGAAAGCAUCAUCCUUAUAUGGUUUUCAACAUCUUUUGUGGUGAAUCAGUGGACAUAUGAAUCAAUUUUAAACUGUUGCAUUGAUUUCAAUGCCAAGUCUAUUAGCAAGUUGCUUUAGCACUUCUGUAGACCAUAAGGCUAUUUCUGAUAGUGACUUCUGUAUUCUUCAUUUAAAUAUUUUUAAAUAGCCUUUCACAGCAGGCUUUGAAAGUUGCUGUCAGGUUUACUUUAUCACAAUGGUCAGCGCAAGUAGCCUCGUUGUUGUUAUCUGUACAAAAUUCUAGUCAAUAUACACAUGGUCUUGCUGAUCAGGAGGAAGGAUGGUGUAACUGGUUUAAAAAUUGUAAAUGUAUCCUUUCAUGUGUAUUAUUAAAUUAUACCCUGUAAGGGAUUAACACGUGUUGUAUUACAUUUUUAAAAUCAUAAAUUAUGCACACCUAAUAUUUAGAUUAUAAAAUAUAC